UCCGGGAUCCUGGCGAGAUGGUCAUGGCGGAGGGUACUGCAGUUCUGAGGAGGAAUCGGCCAGGAACCAAGGCCCAGGACUUCUACAACUGGCCGGAUGAAUCGUUCGAGGAAAUGGAUAGCACGCUGGCUGUACAACAGUACAUUCAGCAGAACAUCCGCUCCGAUUGCUCCAACAUCGACAAGAUCUUGGAGCCCCCCGAGGGUCAGGAUGAAGGGGUGUGGAAGUAUGAGCACCUCAGACAGUUCUGCCUGGAACUGAAUGGACUGGCAGUCAAACUGCAGAGUGAGUGUCACCCAGAAACCUGCACCCAGAUGACAGCCACAGAGCAGUGGAUCUUCCUGUGCGCUGCACACAAGACCCCCAAAGAGUGUCCGGCCAUUGACUACACCAGGCACACGCUGGACGGAGCCGCCUGCCUUCUCAACAGCAACAAGUAUUUCCCUAGCCGAGUGAGCAUUAAGGAGUCCUCUGUAGCCAAGCUGGGCUCGGUAUGCCGACGCAUCUACAGGAUAUUCUCCCACGCCUACUUCCACCACCGCCAGAUAUUUGACAAGUAUGAGAACGAGACCUUCCUGUGUCACCGGUUUACACGUUUCGUGAUGAAGUACAAUCUGAUGUCCAAGGACAACCUGAUCGUGCCCAUCCUGGAGGAAGAGGUUCAGAACGCCGCGGCGGGGGAGAGUGAGGCCUGAGGCCCCGCCCAUCCACUCGCCUAACACACUACAGCACACACCCAUCAAGUGCAGGAUGUUCUCGCAGUGUUACAGAAUGUUCCGAGUUAGCCGAGGACACUUACGCAACACGCAGUCCCCCUGUGUGUGUAUGUAAAAUUAACCUCCCUAGAAAUCAUGUCCUGACUGUUUCCUGGUCCAUCAGUUUUGGGUUUUCCGGUUUCUGUUCAGUCUGUCUCUCAUGCUCUCUCAUCUCGCCAAUUAAAUUAUUGUGUGGGAGGAGCCGCCUGUCCGUGUCACUCAAGCCUGCGGCCUGUCUGCCCCACUUUUAUAUUUUCAGUUUUUUUUUUAAUGAACUAAA
This is a messenger RNA of Megalops cyprinoides (Indo-Pacific tarpon), 1035 nucleotides long. Its product is annotated as MOB-like protein phocein. The transcript is spliced from 8 exons. NCBI's taxonomy places the organism in Eukaryota, Metazoa, Chordata, Actinopteri, Elopiformes, Megalopidae. The coding region runs from base 18 to 695 and encodes 225 amino acids. Gene Ontology annotation, cellular component: cytoplasm; mitochondrial matrix. Gene Ontology annotation, molecular function: protein folding chaperone; metal ion binding; protein-folding chaperone binding. The record is from RefSeq and is a predicted model, not a curated record.